GAAUCACUCAGGUGUAUCUCCCUCUGUGAUCCUGAGGCUGUCCAUGCCUUCAUCCUGGUCCUACCUGUGGCUCCCCUCACUGAUGAAGACAAGGGAGAGUUAGAGACCAUCCAGGACACAUUCAGCUCUCGAGUCAAUGACUUCACCAUGAUUCUGUUCACCGUGGACUCAGAUCCUACAGAUACAGCUGUUGUUAACUUUGUAAGACAAGACAAAGACAUUCAGAAGCUCUGUCAGACUUAUCGAGGACGAUAUGUUGUUCUCAACAUCAAAGAAAAGCAAACCAUCAUGAACCUUCUGCAUGAAGUGGAAAAUAUGAAAGCUGAAGGAUCCAAAUGCUUCACUAAGGACAUGUUCACCAAAGCUCAAAUGGAGAAGGUAACAAGACUUAAAGCUGAACUGCAGGAAGUUAAACGCAGGAGUGUGGCUUCAUCUGAUGAUGCACAUCAAACUGAACAGUCCAUCAGGAUGGUGCUGCUUGGAAAAACUGGCAAUGGGAAAAGUGCAACUGCAAACACCAUUUUGGGCAAAAAGGUGUUUUUAUCUAAAAUCAGUCAGAUUUCUGUGACCAGAGAAUGUCAGAAAGCAGCAGGAGAGAUUGAUGGAUGUCCUGUUGUUGUGGUCGACACCCCCGGCUUGUUUGACACAAAACUGUCCAGUUAUGAAGUUCGACAAGAGCUUCUGAACUGUAUCAGCAUGUUGUCUCCUGGACCUCACGUGUUCUUACUGGUGCUACAGAUCGGUCGAUUUACAGAGGAGGAGAAAGAAACUGUGAAAAAGAUCAAAGAGAUUUUUGGAAAGAAGUCAGGAAACUUCAUCAUUGUUACCUUCACCAGAGGAGAUGAGCUUGAAGACACAUCCAUUGAAAGUUACAUAGAAGAAGACUGUUCUGAUUUUGUAAAAACUCUGAUUGAUGACUGUGGAGGCAGAUACCACGUCUUCAACAACAAAGAUCCAAAAAACCGUAGACAAGUGACAGACCUGCUGAUGAAAAUUGAAGCCAUGUUGAAAGACAAUGGUGGCAGAUACUACACCACUGAGAUGUUCCAAGAGGCUGAGGCAGCGAUACAGAAGAAAGUGGAGAGGAUACUGAAAGAGAAGGAUGAAGACAUGAUGAGAGAGAGGGAGGAGCUUAAAAGGAAACAUGAAGAAGAAAUGCAAAAAGUAAAAAGAGAAAUGGAAGAAAAGAUCUCUAAAUUUGAAUCUGAGAAAGAGCAGAGUAUGAAACAACUCAAACAGAUGGAGGAACGCAUUAACCAGGAGCGAGAAGCGAGAGAGAGAGAACAGAAAAUCAGAGAAGAUGAGGAGAGAAAGAAGAAAGAAGAGGAAGAAACUCAACGAGAACAAUGGAAACAAAAACUGGAAACUUUGGAGAAGCAAAUAGAAUCUGAAUCAAAGGAAGAGCUCAUCAGAGAGCUGGAGCAAAACAGAGAAGAAAUGAGACGAGAGAGAGAGGCCUGGGAGAUGGAAAGGAAAGACUGGUGGGACAAUAGGGAUCAAGAAAGUAAACCGAGACAAGAAGCAGAAGAAGUGAAAAUUAAAAAGCUGACAGAAAAAUAUGAAAAGGAAAAAGAAGAUUAUCACAGAAGAAUAAAAGAUUACAGUGUCAGAAUAGAACAGGAGGAAAGAAAAAGAAAAGAAUUAGAGAAAGACCACAAGAAAAAAAUGAAACAAAUGAAGCAGAAACAUGAAGACGAGGCCAGAAAUCAAGCUGAAGACAUCAAUGACUUCAAAGAGAAAUACACCAGGGACUUUGAAUCUCUGAUAGAGAAAUACAAUGAUGAGAUAAGGAAUCUGAAGCAGGAGCAUGAGAAACAGAAACAUAAUUAUGCUGAUUUGCACAAGGUCUCCAGUGACAGAGAAGAAAGACUGAAGAAAGAAUCGGAGGAAAUGCAGAAAAAGCAUGAAGAA
Messenger RNA from Maylandia zebra (zebra mbuna), 1911 nucleotides. The record is from RefSeq and is a predicted model, not a curated record. NCBI's taxonomy places the organism in Eukaryota, Metazoa, Chordata, Actinopteri, Cichliformes, Cichlidae.